This is a messenger RNA of Lampris incognitus (smalleye Pacific opah), 1374 nucleotides long. RefSeq names its product Kruppel like factor 5b (gene klf5b). Bases 1 to 1374 code for a protein of 457 amino acids. Lineage: Eukaryota; Metazoa; Chordata; Actinopteri; Lampriformes; Lampridae. Gene Ontology annotation, molecular function: DNA-binding transcription factor activity, RNA polymerase II-specific; RNA polymerase II cis-regulatory region sequence-specific DNA binding. Gene Ontology annotation, biological process: regulation of transcription by RNA polymerase II. The record is from RefSeq and is a predicted model, not a curated record. The transcript is spliced from 4 exons.
AUGGCCUCUGUGUUAAGUGAUCCCGUCUGGGUCGCUCCGGAGCAGGACGCAUCGUCGUCUGUCAGCAGAGCCGGACUGAAGGUUGAGGAUCACGGACAAGUGUUCUCCAACAGCAGGGAUGCGACCACGGGAACUUCCACAUUUCACCAUUAUCAUUUGGGUAAAUCAGAGAUGAACAGCUAUCCUUCUCUCCACCAGCAGGGAUUAGGAGACCCCAAGGCGUUGUGCCGGGACAGCGCUCUAAUGCUCGAGCCUUCCUUCAGCGAGGACCUCAGCUGUCCUUACAGCAUUAACAUGAGCUUACUGCUUCCGGACAUCUCCUACCUGCACCCUGCCCUCUGCAGGCCUAUGAGGCCCUUCAAGACAGAGCCUCUUUCCCACCCCCUCGUCCAUCCCGGCUGUCAGGACACCAGAGUGCCACCAAAUCUCCCAGAAUACCCAGCUGUUUUCAGUAUGGCUGAUACAACCGGCAGCAACUUCUUGGUCAAACAGGAACUGUCAUCUGUGGACUUUCAGGAUGUAACCAUGGUCCAGCUGCUGAACUCUGAUUUGGACCAGCUGAUUCAUGGCGUGCAGGUGAACUCGGAUUUGCAAAGUGGCAUCCAUACUUGCCCAUUAAGUCUUCCUCUUGGGAAUGUCCAUUUAGGCCCCGUCCAAAACUCUGAAAAGACAUUAAGUGGGCCACCGAACGAAGUUUACCCACCAGCCGCAUACUUAAACCAUCAGCAGAGACCAACAUAUUUGCCACCAUCCCCACCUAACUCAGAGCCAGCAAGUCCGGGCCGAGGAAAAGAGAUUCUCCACAAUUUUUCUCCGCCUCCUUCCUACGAAGCAAGCAUUGCCUCCAAAUUGACUUUUCAGAACCAUAACUUUGAGCCCGGUCAGACUUCAAGUCUCGCAUCAACCCAAAGCCCUAAUACAACUCCCGUCCCGAGUUCCCUCGCUGGGUUAGUCCACAGCUCAGGAAGGCUUCAAAGUUCAAGUCUCUGUCCGAUUCAGCCCACCGGACCGCUUCAGACCAAUUUGAGUGCUGGUCCAUUGUCACCGGUCUUGGCUCAGUCAGCUCCAGUGAAGUUUAACCGCAGGAAUAAUCCCGACCUGGAGAGAAGACGGAUUCACCACUGUGACGUCCCAGGAUGCAAGAAAGUGUAUACCAAGUCUUCCCAUUUAAAAGCCCAUCUCCGGACCCACACUGGGGAGAAGCCUUACCGAUGCUCGUGGGAAGGCUGCGAGUGGCGCUUCGCGCGUUCUGAUGAGCUGACCCGCCAUUUCCGGAAACACACCGGGGCGAAGCCUUUUCAAUGCGGCGUGUGUAACCGCUGUUUCUCCCGCUCCGACCACCUGGCCCUCCACAUGAAGCGCCACCAGAGCUAG